AUGCUUGAAACAUUGGAGAACACAACAUCUAGGAUAGGUGCCACUACCUUUAGCACAUAUUCCAUCUCUGUAAGCUUUUUACAACAAUAUCUCACAUCUGAAUUUGAAAUUGGAAUGCAUACAUUCUUUGGUGAAGAAUGGGAUGAUCUUAAAACCAAGGUGUAUGGUCAACUCAAUCUCACACCAUUGCAUUUUGAGGGCAUUAUUCUUGAAACCAUAAAAGCUAUUGAAGAGGUAAAAGAUUCACUUAGCCUUGAAGAAAUCAUUUCCAAGUCAAUAUCGUUAAACUUAUUUUUGCAUUUAGAUGUGCACUAUAUAUAA
This is a messenger RNA of Entrophospora sp. SA101, 321 nucleotides long. The record is from the annotation of a GenBank genome assembly. NCBI's taxonomy places the organism in Eukaryota, Fungi, Glomeromycota, Glomeromycetes, Entrophosporales, Entrophosporaceae.